AUGGCAUCUCCAUCUUAUACAGCUGUUGAAGUCGCCACUGCCCUGUCCAAAAUCACCCUUACCAACACACUCACAUCCCCUCUCCUCCGCCUCCCCGCCGAAUUGCGUAACAAGAUCUACACCUACGUAGGCCACUCAGAACAGAUCCACAUCGCCGCGACCAUUACCAACGCAAGCCCUGGCGAUCCAACCCGUGACCCUUCCGGAUUCACUAUGCAAUUCGACUUCCCAGGUCUCCUCUCCACCUGCCAACAAACCCGCUCCGAAGCUACCGCACUCAUAUACGCUCAAUCCACCGUCAACACGCUCUCCGGCGACGCUUGGUACUGGCUAUACUCACACUUUGCACACCGACUCUGCGCCCGUGUAACUUCAAUACAGAUCAGCGAGAUCUUCGCCAACCUCAUGGAGCGAGAGACUGAUCAGCGCAUGCUAGACUCGCAGGAUGUCAAGCCGGCUGGCCAAUAG
Alternaria arbusti is the source of this 468-nucleotide messenger RNA. RefSeq lists its product as uncharacterized. The transcript has 3 exons. The record is from RefSeq and is a predicted model, not a curated record. NCBI's taxonomy places the organism in Eukaryota, Fungi, Ascomycota, Dothideomycetes, Pleosporales, Pleosporaceae. The coding region runs from base 1 to 468 and encodes 155 amino acids.